AUGGAGGAAGCAAAACUACCUCCAGAACUCACCAACAUUUUUAAAUAUUGGUAUAGAAACCAGGUCAACAAUGUCCGGUGGGCAGGCGCAUUGUCAGACUCGUAUGGGUUGGAGUGCGGAGUGAGGCAGGGGGGGUUAAGCUCACCUACGCUAUUCAACCUGUACGUGGAUGACUUGCUAGGCGAGCUCAGCAGCACCAGAACCGGCUGCUACAUAGAUGGAGUGUCUUUAAAUAACAUAAGUUACGCCGAUGAUAUGGUGCUGUUGAGUGCGUCAAUCUGUGGUCUCAGGAAGCUCAUAGCUGUAUGUGAGGCUUAUGUGGAGAAACAUGGUCUUGCCUAUAACACUAAAAAGAGUGUAGUGAUGGUCUUUGAGGCAGAGGGUAAAACAUCUAAAAAUCUAACCCUUCCACCUAUCUCGCUGAAUCGCGUAGCAUUAGAGAGAGUGAAUAAAGUCAAGUACCUCGGACACAUGUUGGCCCCUGACCUUAGAGACGACACUGACAUCGAGAGAGAACGGAGGGCGUUAUCAGUAAGAGCAAAUAUGCUGGCUCGCAGGUUUGCGCGGUGUUCAUAUGCCGUUAAAAUUACGUUGUUCAGAGCAUACUGCACUAGUUUCUACACGUGCAGCCUGUGGGCCAAAUACUCUCAAAAAUCUUAUAACGCUCUCCGUGUACAAUAUAACAACGCAUUCAGGGUGCUGAUGGGGUUGCCCCGCUUUUGUAGCGCAUCGGGGAUGUUCGCGGAUGCGCGUGUUGACUGUUUUUACGCCACAAUGCGCAAACGUUGUGGAUCCUUGGUGCGCAGGGUGCGGGGCGGCACCAACAGCAUUCUAGCAAUGAUUGCGAGCAGGUUGGACUGUAAAUAUGUGAAUUACUGCUGUUCCAUGUCAAAUGGAUUGGAGCGGCAGUGA
This is a messenger RNA of Bicyclus anynana (squinting bush brown), 912 nucleotides long. RefSeq lists its product as uncharacterized. The record is from RefSeq and is a predicted model, not a curated record. The transcript has a single exon. Bases 1 to 912 code for a protein of 303 amino acids. NCBI's taxonomy places the organism in Eukaryota, Metazoa, Arthropoda, Insecta, Lepidoptera, Nymphalidae.